AGUUGCCGCGACCCGCUAAUCUUUUUUUUCUUCGGUUUCCCCAUCCAACCGAAGCUGCCCCUAGUCCGUUGCCCGUCAAUUUUACCAAGGUACAAGGCACUUAGUUGUAAUUUUCCGCUUCUGAGGUAUUUCACCACUUUUCUUUUUGGCCCUCUUAAACAUUCCUAACACAUUUUUCUCUUCCUUAACCAUCUUCUUACCACCACCGUUACCAUCACAAUUCAGACUCCUCCACUGCGUCGUCUGCAAUGGCUUCCACCCUUCGUCUUAGUUCUUCUGCCUUCCGGGCUACGCUAAGGGCUCCUAGUUUUACGGCCCGUACCACAGCUUUCAAUGCCGUGCGAUGCUACUCCUCUUCCAAGAGCCAGACUCUGAAAGAGCGGUUUGCCGAGUUACUUCCCGAGAAGAUUGAGGAAAUCAAGGCCUUGAGAAAAGAGCAUGGCUCCAAGGUCAUCGAUAAGGUCACCCUCGACCAGGUAUACGGUGGUGCGCGUGGAAUAAAAUCCUUGGUGUGGGAAGGUUCAGUCCUUGACUCCGAGGAAGGUAUCCGCUUCCGUGGAAAGACUAUCCCCGAGUGCCAGGAUGUUCUCCCCAAAGCCCCCGGCGGCAAGGAGCCUUUGCCGGAAGGUCUCUUUUGGCUUCUCUUGACUGGCGAAGUUCCCACCGAGCAGCAGGUCCGAGACCUAUCUGCCGAGUGGGCUGCUCGGUCUGAUAUCCCCAAGUUCGUCGAGGAACUGAUCGACCGCUGCCCCACCGACCUUCACCCGAUGGCGCAAUUCUCUCUAGCCGUUACUGCUCUCGAGCACACCUCGUCUUUCGCCAAGGCUUACGCUAAGGGCAUUAACAAGAAGGAGUACUGGGGAUACACCUUCGAGGACUCUAUGGACUUGAUUGCCAAGCUGCCUACGAUCGCUGCCCGCAUCUACCAGAAUGUCUUCAAGGGUGGCAAGGUUGCAGCAGUCCAGAAAGACAAGGACUACAGUUUCAACUUUGCUAACCAGCUUGGCUUUGGCGAGAACAAGGACUUCAUUGAACUUCUGCGUUUGUACCUGACCAUCCACACUGACCACGAGGGUGGCAACGUGAGUGCGCACACCACGCACCUUGUUGGCAGCGCUCUAAGCUCUCCCUUCCUGUCACUUGCUGCUGGUCUUAAUGGUCUUGCCGGCCCUCUGCACGGUCUUGCUAACCAGGAGGUCCUGAACUGGCUUACUGAGAUGAAGAAGACUGUCGGCGAUGACCUCAGCGACGACAAGAUUACCGAGUACCUAUGGUCUACUUUGAACUCUGGCAGAGUUGUCCCUGGCUACGGCCACGCCGUUCUCCGCAAGACCGAUCCCCGAUACAUGGCCCAGCGCACGUUCGCUCUCGAGAAGAUGCCCAACGACCCCAUGUUCCAGCUAGUCAGCCAAGUGUACAAGAUUGCGCCUAAGGUUCUGACUGAGCACGGCAAGACCAAGAACCCGUACCCCAACGUUGAUGCUCACUCGGGUGUGCUCCUCCAGUACUACGGAUUAACUGAGGCCAACUACUACACGGUUCUCUUCGGUGUAUCGCGUGCUAUUGGUGUCCUCCCGCAACUCAUCAUUGACCGUGCCGUUGGUGCGCCAAUUGAGAGGCCCAAGAGUUUCUCGACUGCCAAGUGGAUUGAGAUCUGCAAGAAGCUAUAAGGACAAAGAACAGAGAACAGAGACGAGUUGGCAGUGGGGUUUUCCUUGGUCUGAAAAGAGCAUGUUUCACGAACGGAAAUAGAAGGGUAUAAUGAGGGCAGCGGUGUAUCAAACGGGGAGUUGAAAUAGAGAUGCUCCUUAUGAUACCAAAUGCUGCACUUGUACAAUAACACGCACGUCAUGAUUCAUAUUUGUAUAGGUAGCUGCAAUUGAUCAUUCACUAUCUAUUUGCAAUGGGGUUUCCGUUUGCGAUAAUAGGGGGGGUUCUCUUGCUAGCUCGUUGUUUGUAUUACCUAAAGAAAUCGCAUCUCAACUGAGGUUAUUCAUUGAUAUUCAUUGACCUUGUUCAUGCUUGGGAUGUUUGUGAGGUUUAUCACCUCAGGUGAUAGUAUUUUGAAGUCGUAUAGUUACAUAUGUACUGAUUACUAUGUGUACAUACAUGUUCAGACACGUGCAUGCGCAGCAUGUGCAUGUGUAACUGUAGGUACCCUAGGUACGUUAUUCGUUGUUCGUUAUUUGCCUAAAAGGAAUAAUCAUUGGGGAAAGUCCGGGCCGCUUGUUGAGGCACUUACAUGUGUAAGCAUCUGUGAUCCUACUAAUUAAUACUAGCAAAC
Molecule: messenger RNA, 2284 nt
Organism: Hypoxylon fragiforme
Lineage: Eukaryota; Fungi; Ascomycota; Sordariomycetes; Xylariales; Hypoxylaceae
Product: citrate synthase-like protein
Exons: 3
Coding region: 249-1670 (473 amino acids)
Biological process (GO): carbohydrate metabolic process; citrate metabolic process; tricarboxylic acid cycle
Cellular component (GO): mitochondrial matrix
Source: RefSeq, a predicted model, not a curated record